Molecule: messenger RNA, 3315 nt
Organism: Somion occarium
Lineage: Eukaryota; Fungi; Basidiomycota; Agaricomycetes; Polyporales; Cerrenaceae
Source: the annotation of a GenBank genome assembly
AAUCGCUGCUCCUAUUCACCGACCGUAUCCCUGAAAUGUUGGACAAGGCCCUCUGUAUACGGCUAGGGGAUGCAUCUGUAAGUCACUGCAUGUGGGACCCUGGUAAACAAAGAUCAAGUAGCAUGAAAUGAACGGGAACGAUUACUACGUCCAAGGGGUGAGAUGAUUUCAUGCCAUGCGAGUCCGGGAAACUACCACAAACUACUAAACUCGGUCCUCCACCCGGAUCUUUGUGCCAUUCAUACCUCGCGAAACGUCUGAAAUUACGAUGGCAGCAUGCACGCCGGCUUGAACAAGUGCGUAACAUAAAACACUAACCGUUUCAGGGAAGCAUGCAUCGCUUGAGCCAAUCUCUCUCCGCGAUUCGACAUCUGCUGUUUAGGUCCAUGCCGUUUUGACAUGUGUACAGAACACUAUCAUUGGGAGUUUCGUCUUCUUUUCAGAUAUCUUUCUCAUCAAACCGUACAGCGGUUAUCCAUUUUAUCGGUUUUACCCUUUGUUUCUGCCAUUCUUCGUCCGACGCAUUGCUCCGCGCUCCUUCGGCUUGCUUCGAUGCCUCCUUUGAUACACCGGAAGUGUUCUCGAUAACCUUUAUAAUGUGUCGAUCGCAGAGUCGAUCGUCCUCGUUCCCUCUCUUCCCAGCCCCCUUCCUUUCAGUCCUCCUGCAUGAGCAAUGUCUCCCCGGAAAACCUCGCCAACCUCUGGUAGUUCGCGUCCUGCAUCCCCAUACUCACCACCACCGCGAGAUUACUCGAAAGGCAAGUCAAAGAAGAGAGAACAGUUCAGCGCGUGCGGUGCAUGUCGGAUGCGACGAGUCCGAUGUGACUUGAAGGAUCUCCCCAUGUCUCCAACAGGUCAGCACCCGCCCUGUUCGAACUGCCAGGAACGCGGGUUGAAGUGUGUCGAUGAGUUUGCAGAAGUAAAGGCGGUGAAGAUGCUACGCCGCGGUCGGCGCUUACAGCAAGUAGAGGCUGUCUACGGUAAAACUUCUCCGGACGAGUCUUCCCUUCACUCUGUUGUAACACCGCCAAGUGUCACACCAAGAAUCCGACCGGAGUUCUUCGAAUCUUCGUUUUUCCGCCGAUUUCAUAUCCAGCGACCGAUCCUGGAACCAGUGGAGUUUCGCGAGAGGUUCACAGAUUCGCUGAGCAACCCAAACGCACUGAGUAUCCCUGGUCAGCUCAUCUGCUUGGUCCUUGUCAUUUGGGCUGCAAGCUUCGGAGUGGAUGAGUACGGAAGAGAAGAUAUGUUAGAGGGCGUGGCUGACAGUCAGCCACGCCCCGAACUCGUUCGCGAUAUGCUGCAAGAGCUUCUCUAUCUCAUCGACAUCCACGGAGUUCUGCGGAAACCUUCGUGGGAUGGUGUACGGCUGCUGUUCCUUCUGCUGCCGCUGACUCAAGAACUGCAGUCACCUGCAGAGAGGCUGGUUAUGCACGAGACUGCGUUGAUUCACGCUCAGACGCUCUGUAGCCCAUCGUCAUCAUUACCUGUCCGCAGUACAAUGGGUGAUUAUAUCGAUGCUGUUAUCAAAGCAAGAGUGUUCUGGCACGGGUAUAUGCUUGACGGUGUGACUAGCGGCCUUCGGGGAGGCCGUUUAAUGAUGAAUCAUGACGACCUUAUAGAGUUCGAGGCAACCCUACCGCCCCGCCCAGAUGGGUCUUCUGGCUCCGCAGUGUACGCAUUGGCGCAUACGUAUGCUGCUGUUCCUAUACGGAUUUCAGGGGUGUGUCGACAGGUUCACGCAUCUUUGACCGGUCCGAAGGCUCGCCGGGCUUUACUUGUCGAUGAGGAGUCGCUUAACUACACAUGGAAGAUGUUAGACCGCUGUUGGAAGGAGCUAGAUGAACUUCGACAGUACGGAACGGGAGACCUCGUCGAUGUGGAAGACAUAGAGAGAUUCAUCAAUGCAUGGCAGAUCAAGAUAUUUGAAUGCCAUAACCUCAUACGCGAAGCUUUGAAGCAACGGCUGGGUCCAAGCGAUUCCUAUGUGUCGAGUUCGGGUCCUGAAACUUCCCGUGUUCGGAACGACAUAAUCCGCCUCCAUGAUAACGCUAGAAGUCGUUGUCACAGUGUAGUGCGCAAUGUUGUCACCAUCAUCCAAAGGAACCUGGGUACUUCCUUUUUCCAAUUCGACGCAGCUCUAGUACGUGAUGGAUGCUUCUUCGCCGGAUUUCUAUUGGCAGGAGAGUCUGGCUCGAAAGCCGAAGUGGAUAUUUGUCUUCAGGCUCUUAGAGAGAUUCGCUGGAUCUUCUCGAAGAGCGAGGAGAGAAUGCAGACUGUGCGUAUGGUUUGGGAAUCGAGGAUUGCACAAUUACGCGGACAAGAACGCAGUAAUCCGUCAAGUCCAUCGGGAGACUCAUUUGAGCAAUUGCUCGGAGCGGACUAUUCCUUCUCCAGGCGUAACCCGCCGCGUUCUGCCAGUAAUCCUCCACUUGCCCUUCUAUCUAUGUCUUCAUUACCGACACCUUCGUCGGCGCCGAAUACUGCAUACACCGAUGAUGGUGGAUGGCCCACAACUACUCCCGGGAGCUCUCGAGCUGGUUCUCAUGGUUCAAUACCUUCGCACCAUGGUUCCCCGUCUGUGGCGGUAGUCAGCAUGGUGGCGCCGUCGCAAGAUCUGUCUGGCAUGGCCAAAAGUCUGAGCAUGACUACGUCAGAAAUGCUCGUUGGGCCUGCACAACCUCCAGUGCCCUUUGCAAGGGCUGGGGAUGUUGCCGAUGCAUACUAUUAUCCUUCAUAUGACUACCCGGCCUACGGGGAGUCUUCCGGUGCCCAGAGCACCGACCUGGGGUUGGAGACGCAAGCAGUAAGCUCUUCGUCCGUAUCAUAUCAUCCUUCCCAAUUUCUGGCGGAAUCUAUGACCUUCACUGGUGUGGUCACUCAAGAACCCGCUAAUGACUUCCAUGCGCACUCUGCCGACAAUGGUCACGGAUCGCAAUACGUACCUGAUUUUUAUCCGUGAAUCUCGAACUAUCUGUUUUGCUACGAUCAUCGGACAUGCGAACACGAACAUUGUACAAUACUAUGUAGAACACUGGGCUAUUCUGGACUUACGAACUCUUGUGAACAUUACUGGACACAACCACAUGCAUAGGACACCUGCGUAGACACAUUAAUAUCUUCUCUUCUUUACUACAUGGGACAAUGUAGUACAUAUACUUCUUACGCCUCUUCUGUUUUCUCAUUCAAGACAUUGGGCACAGUUGUUGCAGGGUAUUAGAUAGCAGCUUUAUGUUUAACCAUGAUUAGUUACCGCCUUAAAUUCUCGAGCCCCACCCAGCUCGCUCAAAUACGCAUUCAUAUCUUUUACAUUCC